UCGGACAGACUGGUUGGAAGUACUCUUCUCAUCAUCGCUCUAUUGGUCUUUAGUUAUUACACUAUUUGGGUAUUUCUUCUGCCUUUUGUACGUCCCGAUCAUGUACUUCAUGCCUAUUUUCUAGCUCCAGAAUGGGCCAUUCGGAUUCCUGUUGGCCUACUUGUUGUUGGGUUUUCGGGGAUUUUUGGAUUUAUUUCAUUGGUAUUGCUUCAAAAUGGGAAAAAGAAA
Batrachochytrium dendrobatidis JAM81 is the source of this 228-nucleotide messenger RNA. RefSeq lists its product as uncharacterized. The record is from RefSeq and is a predicted model, not a curated record. Gene Ontology annotation, molecular function: enzyme regulator activity. Gene Ontology annotation, cellular component: endoplasmic reticulum membrane; dolichol-phosphate-mannose synthase complex. Gene Ontology annotation, biological process: GPI anchor biosynthetic process. The annotation marks the transcript as partial. Lineage: Eukaryota; Fungi; Chytridiomycota; Chytridiomycetes; Rhizophydiales. The transcript has 2 exons.